AUGAAUCCGUUUAAUGCUGUUCCUGUGUUUAUGGGGGACCACGGGGAUCCUGCACAUCCUCCGACGACGCCGCCUGAUCAGACCAUCGGCAGCAUGGGAAGUUCUUCCUUCAAGUCAUCGUCUUCGGAUGAGUUGGUAUCCUGGUCGCCAGACGUUGCGACUCAUUCCCCAGCCACGACGCGUCAACUUGAACCAUCCUCUGAAGAACAGCCUGUUGCGGACAGAAUUCGCGCCUUACUCGAUACCCUCUCGCCCGAGCUGCAAGCUGUCAUCACCCACAUGCCCCAGGCGUACCACAGGUCCUCAUACUGGACCGAAUUUCCGUUGUGCUCGGCCGACUUUGACUGUCUUACAAUGGUGGACUUGGGCAUGGGUGAAAUGCUGAAGAUCUUGAUUUUUCGAACGCCCGUCUCAAACGCACACGGCUAUGUGCAGUCGAUGCUGCACCACAAGAUCAUGUCCCAACUUGAAGAUAUAGCGUCCUGCAGUGACAAGGUCGCCACAUUCAUUCGGGAACUCGAUGCGUCCGCCCGGCGCCCAAUCAGGUACGCGGGAUCGGAGCGCCACCCGGAUAUCAGCUUUGGGCACACCUCUCAGAACAACCCGGCUGUGGUAGGGGAGCUCGCCUUCCCUCCAACCAACAAGGACCUCCACCAGCUUGCCGAGGAAUACCAUCGAAAGAUGCGAGGCGUGGUCAACGUCGUGUUUGGUCUCAUGGUUAGGUUUUGGUACGAUGAGAAUUCGACCAUCAAGACAUCGGCCACCUUGCGGGUUUGGAGACCCGACGUUGUCGACCAAGAGGCGAAUAUUGAUACACAGCCCCGAUACGAAGAAAUCAUUAUUUACGACGAGUCUGGCGAGAGGAUCAUUGACAGCCAAGCCGGCCUGCGCCUGUCUCUGGAGGACUUUGCAUGCCGUCAUUCCGUGGACGAGGGCGAGUUCGGGCGUCUCGACCAGCACGAAAUCUUCAUCUCUCUCCCCACUCUCCAAGACAUACUCGACACAGCCGCGGAGCGCCAUACCGUCUUGCUCAACACGACCCAGCAGCAGAGCACUAUAUGA
This is a messenger RNA of Fonsecaea nubica, 1062 nucleotides long. RefSeq lists its product as hypothetical. The record is from RefSeq and is a predicted model, not a curated record. Lineage: Eukaryota; Fungi; Ascomycota; Eurotiomycetes; Chaetothyriales; Herpotrichiellaceae. The transcript has 3 exons. Bases 1 to 1062 code for a protein of 353 amino acids.